This is a messenger RNA of Torulaspora delbrueckii, 387 nucleotides long. It is a transcript of the gene MED11, whose product is annotated as Med11p. The coding region runs from base 1 to 387 and encodes 128 amino acids. The transcript has a single exon. Gene Ontology annotation, biological process: regulation of transcription by RNA polymerase II. Gene Ontology annotation, cellular component: mediator complex. NCBI's taxonomy places the organism in Eukaryota, Fungi, Ascomycota, Saccharomycetes, Saccharomycetales, Saccharomycetaceae. Gene Ontology annotation, molecular function: transcription coregulator activity. The record is from RefSeq and is a predicted model, not a curated record.
AUGCUAAAUCGACAAAGCAAGAAGUAUAACAAGCCAGAGACUGAGAUGCAACCACAAUACGUCCAGGAUAGACUUGAAUCUCUCGCAGAGGUUGACAAUAAGCUCUGUAGCCUAUUGAAAACCGCUUCGCAAAUUGUCUUUACUUUCAGUGAGCUCAAACAGGGCAAUCAUGAGCUGAAACCGCAGUUUGAGCAACAUGUAAAGCAAUUCUACACUGAUCUGGAGAGUUCAACAGUGCAAUUGAGGCAAGAGAUCAAGUUGCUCGACGAAAAUGUAGGAACUAGGUUGCUCCCAAUUAACGUGAAUAAGAAGGCUACCGGGCAGGAUGAUGACAAGAUGCGGGAACAAGUGGCUAUUCUUAAAGACAUUUUGGGGGAGAAUAAUUGA